This is a messenger RNA of Ilyonectria robusta, 1935 nucleotides long. RefSeq lists its product as uncharacterized. NCBI's taxonomy places the organism in Eukaryota, Fungi, Ascomycota, Sordariomycetes, Hypocreales, Nectriaceae. Gene Ontology annotation, biological process: regulation of DNA-templated transcription; DNA-templated transcription. Bases 1 to 1935 code for a protein of 644 amino acids. Gene Ontology annotation, molecular function: DNA binding; zinc ion binding; DNA-binding transcription factor activity, RNA polymerase II-specific. The transcript is spliced from 4 exons. The record is from RefSeq and is a predicted model, not a curated record.
AUGGAUGUCACCCAAAUCAAUGACGCACAGCAGACCCUCACAUCGUCGCAGUCGCAGCCAAAUGGCAAGCGGAAGCGUGUUGAGAGCUCCCGGGAUGCCGUUGUGUAUCCCAGAAAGAGAGCCGUGGCUGCAUGUCGACAAUGCCGUGUGAGAAAGGUCAAAUGCAAUAAUUCUCGCCCUGCUUGUGGAAGCUGCCUGGCUUCCAAGUCGCAGUGUUGUUAUGACGACUCCCAGGAUCACUCAGCAUUCGACCCUGCUAGUUUACUGAUUCUAGAUCGCCUAGAUCAGGUCCUUUCUCGCCUCAACCAGCUGCCCGAUUCUCUUAGGGUCUCCACAAUACCAACAGCCGAUACCCACAUAUCCCCGGUUGAUGAGCCUCCUCAGCCGCUCAUUAGCCCUGAUCAAGACUCCAGCUAUGAUCACCUGCGAAUCCCCUCGUCCAAGACUUCACCAGAUGCCAUUCUUCAGUGGCCAAUAUUCGAGAACCGAUAUCCAAGAAACUACAUGGUCGAUGCCGUUUUCAUGGCAGACAUGGCUGAUGAUUCAGAUGUGGAAGAGCUGAACCCAGCCGUCAAAACCCGCAGAAGCAACUCAAGAUUGAAAGGGAGUGGAAUCGAUGAAGACCAGAUUCUAGACCUUGUGCAGCGGUUCUUAGACCUGGUCCACAUUAAAAACCCGGUUCUAGACCCAGACACCAUCUGGUCAUACGCGCGUCGCGUGGUUGAGGACGGAUUGAAGUGGGACUCACCGUCAUGUCUCGUGCUUAUUGCGUGUGCUCUCGGUUGUGUUGCCCAGCCUCACACGGCCGAUCUUUCCCCCCCGAAAAAUCUUUCCUCCCUUCAGGCGCAGGGCGAUGAUAUCCAAAAAGGGGAACGAUACUACAAUCUGGCUCGCAGAAGAUUUGGCCUCUUUGAGAGGGACGUUCUCGCCUCCCAGUGCCAGUUUCUAGCAGGGGUAUACCUCAUGUACACCCAGCGACCCUUGAGCGCCUGGGCAGAGUUUCACUCAGCCUCCAGAUCAUACCACAUGUACCUGCAGUGUCAAGCGCGUCGGCCUUCCCGUUGUGUGGAUGCCGCAAAGGCCUCCAAGCGUCGACAGUUGGAGCAGCGCCUCUACUGGAGCUGCUACAAGUCCGAGUGCGAGCUACGCGCCGAGAUUGAGCUCCCCAACAGUUCCUUGGCCGACUUCCACUACCCCGACAUGUACCCUUCCCCUCCUGACGUCCCGAGCGAAGCACCUCAUGGGGAGGCUACCUUUCAAAGUGGGCUGCAGCGAUCGUCAGGGGGCCGGAGAUCGCUUGGGUCACAUCGCCAACAUGAACAGAGCUGGUUCUACUACCUGACGGAAAUAACGCUUCGUCGGAUAGUCAAUCGGGUUCUCAAUAUUCUCUACAGCGACGAUCACCAGUCUUGGACAGACGAGACUGUGCCAUACAUGAUCAAGGCUGCCAGUGAGUUUGAGCAGCAACUUGACGAAUGGUAUCAAGGACUUCCUGCUCUUAUUCAGUAUAACGAAGACACAAUCCCCGAUGAAGAACUCCCUUACAUGGUAUACAGCCGCGUCCUGGACAUCAAGGCGUGGAUCUAUCGACCGCUACUAUAUUACGCAAUCCACAGUCCACCCAAUGCUCGAUGCCGAGGCUUGGUUCUGCCGUACUUGGACAAAGCAGUCUCCAAUUGCAUGCGUAUCGUUCGUUGCGAGCCGGUGACACACCGCCACCACGGUACAUGGUAUGCCACUCGCGGAUGCACGGGGGCCAUGCUAUCACUUCUAGCAGUUGUUCGAUGUGGGACCAUUCAUGUACCGCCUGAUUGGGUGAGUGCUGUAGGUGCCUCACUCUUGAAACUCAGGUAUUGGGAGGAUGAGGGUCCGGGAGUGAGUCGUGCUAUUGAGGUCAUUGAAGGGAUCAUGUCGACUCUCACAGAUCAAACGUAG